This is a messenger RNA of Chironomus riparius, 577 nucleotides long. Lineage: Eukaryota; Metazoa; Arthropoda; Insecta; Diptera; Chironomidae. The record is from the annotation of a GenBank genome assembly.
UGUCAUUUAGUUUGCAUUUUGAUUUCGUUUGGUCAACAAGUUCUUCUUGAUAAGCAGAAAAAAUUAUUUAAAAUGUCAAUUUUGGAAACAAUAUCUCUGGAUAAUGAUGUCUUCAGAGCUUAUGCUUUCUGGACAGCAAUUACCAUUUUUAAGAUGCUUUUUAUGUCUGUACUGACAGGACGAACUAGAUUAAAGAACAAGAUAUUCAUUAAUCAUGAAGAUACAGUUGGAAGAAAUGUUGAAAUUGUAGUUAAUGAUGAGGAUGUAGAACGUAUUAGAAGAGCUCACCGAAAUGAUCUUGAAAACUGUUUCCCAUUUAUGAUUAUUGGAUUCCUGUUUGUUCUUACCAAUCCAAGCUCAUUCAUUGGCGUGAACUGCAUGAGAAUCGGAGCAAUAUCGAGAAUCAUUCAUACAGUUGCCUUUUUGAAUGCUUUGCAGCCUUGGCGCUUUAUUGGAUUUCUCGGAUGUAUCCUUGUAACUGUCUACAUGGGAAUUCAAGUCUUAAUGUUCUUUUAAUUAAUAUUUGAAUAUUGUUUUUUUAUUGGGGAAACUAAAGGUGAAAAAAAAAUAAAAUUAA